Messenger RNA from Ornithodoros turicata, 738 nucleotides. Its product is annotated as keratin-associated protein 19-2-like. NCBI's taxonomy places the organism in Eukaryota, Metazoa, Arthropoda, Arachnida, Ixodida, Argasidae. The coding region runs from base 1 to 738 and encodes 245 amino acids. The record is from RefSeq and is a predicted model, not a curated record. The transcript is spliced from 6 exons.
AUGAAGUCCAUGAUUGCUAUCACCUUCCUCGGACUCAUUGCCGCCGCCAUGGCUGGCUUCGGUGGUCUGGGCUUCGGUGGUCUGGGCUACGGAGGCCUUGGCUAUGGAGGUCUUGGCUACGGCGGACUGGGCUAUGGCGGAUUGGGCUAUGGCGGACUGGGCUAUGGCGGCCUUGGCUACGGAUACAGGGGAAUCCCCGUUGGACGAUUCUUUACUUACGGAUCCAGCAUCAAGCACGGAUUCCCCAUCGGUAUUGGUUACGGCGGCUUCGGCGGAUUUGGCGGCGAUCUUAUGCAGCACUUUGUUGCUGCCGUUUUCUUCGCCCUCGUGGCUAGUGCUAUGGCUGGCUACUUUGGCUACGGCCACGGCUAUGGCGGCUAUGGUGGCUACGGCGGCUACGGCGGAUAUGGUGGAUAUGGUGGAUACGGUGGUUACGGUGGUUACGGCUACGGAUACCCCGUUGGACGCGCUUUCGCCUAUGGAUCCCAUAUCAAUCACGGCCACGGAUACGGUCAUGGCUACGGUCACGGUUACGGUGGCUACGGCUACGGUCUUGGACCCGGCGCCUACGGAGGAGGCUAUGGAGGAGGAUACGGCGGCGGAUUUGGGGGCUAUGGAGGCUAUGGCGGAUUCGGUUUCCCUGUCAACCGUGCCUUCUCUUAUACCACUAAGGUGAACCACGGAGGUUACGGAGGCUAUGGAGGUUUCGGAGGCUUCAAGCACGGAUUCUACGGCUGA